UUUGUCUAUAACAAUGAUUCGAAGGUGUAGGUUGGAGAGUAAAGAGGGCCAAAUUCAUCCAAAGGUAAAACUGGUUGUGUAUAAGUACUGGAGCGAAUCUGUUGCACUUGCACGCGUAACUUGUGUUGCCCACUAGUACAUAACCGUCUUUCAAAAUCUCCAAAAACCCACUCAAUCAAUAAGGUUAAACAUUUACCUGUUAGGGGUAAUUUAGGAAUCUAACUACUUAUAAACCCUGUGAGUUCUAAAUUCUCAAAGCAGAACAACGCAGCCGUCUUCUGCGUCAAGCCUCCGUCAAAACCUCCUCUUCCGAUCAUCACACGGUGGUUUCCGGUUUUAAGAUCGCCAUUGGAUUAUUAUGGAUUUGAAUAACGAUUCAAAGCCUCCACAACGAAGAAAGUUAAAAUUUCAACCUAAAGCUCCACCUCGUAGAGUGCCAAAGGUAGAAGUUAAAAGUGAAGUGAUUGAGGAGGAUAAUAAAGAUGUUUCAAAAGUGACUAUGGAUCUCCUUCAACGUCACAAUGAGAAUGCGAUGAAUAGGAGGAUGAAGCAUGAGAAAAAAGUGUUACCUUCACAAAUUGCUUUUGGUGCUGGAGGCCAAUCAACUUAUCUCAAAUCAUAUGGUACCAAAGGUGGGAGCAAGAGUGAAAAUUCAGCAUUCUAUGGCGUGACUGAGAAAGAAUACAAAGAACCAUGGGAACUUGACACUGAAUAUCCAAUAGUUCAUCCCUUGAGGAAACCGUAUUCAGGCAACCCAGAAAAACUUGAUGAGAAGGAAUUUGGGGAGACUGCAGAAUCCAGAACUUAUGAUGAAAGCGCAGCAAGUUCAGCAGUGGAGCUUGACCUUUUGGAGGAAAACCCAGAGGCAAGUGCGUUCUUCAUGAAAUUACCACCAGUUAUUCCUAUGAUUAAAAAACCAGAUGCUGAUGGUAAAGAUAAGCGCCCUGGAGGUUAUAGAGGUGCGGCGAAGCUCUGCAGGUUGAACGACUUGCCACCUGGCUUAAUUGGCAAAAUGCUUGUGUACAAGAGUGGUAAAGUUAAGCUGAAGCUUGGCAACACCCUUUAUGAUGUUUCCUCGGGUAUGAAUUGUAUAUUUGCUCAAGAGUUUGCUGCUAUCAAUACUGCUCAAAAGUUUUGUUCUGCACUUGGGGAGAUCAACAAGUUUGCUACUGUAACCCCGGACAUAGAUGCCGCACUUGAUUGUUUAAGUGAUUUAAAUUUAUAAUAGUUUUCUUUACAUUCAUGAAAUUGUUGAAGAUAGAUAUCUUGAUAAAUAGAGAAAGAAGGAAAAUAGAAAUAAUUCUGUUUUAUUCAUUUAUUGAA
Messenger RNA from Medicago truncatula (barrel medic), 1323 nucleotides. Its product is annotated as DNA-directed RNA polymerase III subunit RPC4. Gene Ontology annotation, biological process: tRNA transcription by RNA polymerase III. Gene Ontology annotation, molecular function: DNA binding. The transcript has 11 exons. The record is from RefSeq and is a predicted model, not a curated record. Lineage: Eukaryota; Viridiplantae; Streptophyta; Magnoliopsida; Fabales; Fabaceae. Bases 359 to 1225 code for a protein of 288 amino acids. Gene Ontology annotation, cellular component: RNA polymerase III complex.